Molecule: messenger RNA, 2504 nt
Organism: Ornithodoros turicata
Lineage: Eukaryota; Metazoa; Arthropoda; Arachnida; Ixodida; Argasidae
Exons: 5
Coding region: 223-738 (171 amino acids)
Cellular component (GO): myosin II complex
Molecular function (GO): calcium ion binding
Source: RefSeq, a predicted model, not a curated record
GCUUAAAUUGCGCGGCUUGUAUGGCUUGUAGUUGGCUGCAAUCGCGCUCUCUCUCAGUUUUGUUUUUGUCGCUUAUUCAAAAUAUUGAUUCCUUUUUGUCACGCUGCAAGCAUAUGGGCGUGAACCCGACAAACGCAUAGAAAUACAACAACGAAGGCUGCGAAGUCUCUGUAACCGGAAUCAGCUUUUCCCCGUAGCCCUCAGUUACCUCUGACACUUAACAUGUCUGCGCCAACAAGGAAGUGCACCACAUCUGUUGGCAUCAAACGCAAGCUGAGUGGGAAGGCAGAACCUAGCGAGGAGCAGCUGAACGACAUGAAAGAAGCGUUCAGCCUUUUUGAUCCUGAAGGCACAGGUUCAAUGGAAGCGAAAGAUCUCAAGUUUGCCAUACGAGCCUUAGGAUUUGAACCGAAGAAGGAGGAGGUGAAGAAAAUAAUUGCUGAAAUCGACAAGCAGGAAACAGGGAAAGUUUCCUUUGAUGAUUUCAUGGCCAUCAUGUCAUCACGAAUGGCCGAGAAAGAUAUCAACGAAGAAAUCAUGAAGGCGUUCCAGCUCUUUGAUGAAGAUGGAACUGGGAAGAUAUCAUUCAAGAAUCUAAAAAACAUUGCCAAGCAACUUUCAGAGAACCUAACGGACGAAGAAUUGCAGGAAAUGAUCGACGAAGCAGACAGAGAUGGUGAUGGAGAAGUGAACCAGGAAGAAUUCUUACGAAUCAUGAAGAAGACGUGCCUGUACUAACUCUGGUGCACUCAGUGCCCUGUGAGAUUUCACUCAAUUGCUGGACCAUUCCAUUGGUAUUUGUGUGGGCUGGGACCAUGGGAUGGGCACGGCAGGGUUCCUCUUGCAUGCCAUACGCUGUGGGAGCCAUGUCCUCGUACGUGUCACCUCGCAAACUGCUUCCACUCAGUUGUUGUAUGAGUCUUCCGACUAACCUGCCACUGAGAUUAAUUCAUUUAAUUCAUCUUAAGCAAAGUCGAAGGUGCUGCAUAAUAGCUUUGAAACUAUGCUACUCAGGGUCAUGCGAGCAAAAACCUUGCUGGAACAAUUAAUCGCUUACUGCCUUGAAGUGCCACAUCUGAUGUGUACUUCUCUCAGCUUCAUUGGUUGUAAUUCAGUAUUUCAUGUGUAAUUGAUGUAAAUGAUUACUAAUUUUAUGUACCAUUGUCACUGGAGUUCUGUGUACCUAUAUUUUGCUUUGGUCUCUGUUUAGACAUUUGUCUUCCAGAUUUCAUACUUUUUGGAGCCCCCGGAGGUUAUCUGAUAUUUCUUGGGCUAAUAAUCUGCUUGUAGGAAGAAAUUCACAGUACAUUAUAUUCCAGAGUUGGCACAUAUUUAGGACAUUCUUUGCUAAAAGAGAUUGGAUAUUAAUAUAUUUUGGAAGCAAAUAAAAUAAAUGGAUAAUUGAAGCCAAAUUGGAGUCAAUUAGGACAGUACUUGUCAGGAUUUUUGUUAUAAAAAGAGUAUAAAUAUGCAAAAUUGUACAUAUGAGAGUUUGUAAAUGUAUAUACAAAACUUGUAUACAUUAACAUACUAUUCGGUGCAAUGCAUAUUUUGUUUGUUUUGGGGUUAGGACAGAAUGGGCACUUGCCAAAUACAGAUACUAGCAUUAUUCGUAAUUUGCUCACUACCUUUAAAUUUGCAUUUCAACAAUGCAGCUUUGACUUCUCAAAUCAAAUGCGUGACAAAUCUUACAUGAUGUUGCAUGUUGACAGCAUGGAUGGGUACGCUCUCGGUGUGACGCAGAGGAACUGAACGAGACCAUGCUUUUUUUUUUCCUCUCCAGUAAAACUUCCGAAUUUGUCGAGACUUAGGUGGAAGCUUCUAGCAUAUUUUUCCCUCCAUUUUCUUGUAGCUGUACUGCAUUUCUAGCUGGAAGAAAAAAAAUCUGCAUUGUGGGUUUCAUUUACAAUGAAAUUCCAUCAUUGUUUUUCUAGUACCUCACGGUGUUGCAUAAACGGUUGGUAGAGAAAGGACAGCAUCGAGCAGACGACGAUGGAGAAAGAUUUGCAAAAUAUCAUCUGUUGCUGACUGUCACGAUCUGUUUCAGGGCAUUUUUGUAAAUUGAGUUGUGCAGUGAUGAGGCAGUGUUUGAAGUUAUUUUUGUUUCUUGUAUCAGCAGCGAUAGAGAUAGAUAAUAUUUUUUACAGACUGGAAGCAGUGUCUAUGUACUCGUACAUAAAAUUUUGUGCCCUGUGCACCCGUCGAACAGCCUAGUCAUAAAGGUAUUAGUGUGAGUACGUUUUCUUUUACUGAUUACGCAUACUGGAACUACCGUCCUUUCGAACCCAGUGUCUCGUCCCAAAUAUGGAUGGCAGUCUCAUAUUACGGUACAUACCGGUUCCAUUUUUUGUCUGCAUGCUUCAGAGUACUCUAUGAAUGUAAGGCCACAAUAUUAUUUAUGUCAGGAUAUCGACCUUGUAGCGUGCAGAACAACCUUUUUCAUGUUCAUACUCAGCAACCACAUGCCGAAACAUGCUUAGGAAAUAAACAACAAUCUGAAUGCA